Lacerta agilis (Sand lizard) is the source of this 1660-nucleotide messenger RNA. It is a transcript of the gene DHH, whose product is annotated as desert hedgehog signaling molecule. Gene Ontology annotation, biological process: regulation of gene expression; protein autoprocessing; cell fate specification. Lineage: Eukaryota; Metazoa; Chordata; Lepidosauria; Squamata; Lacertidae. The record is from RefSeq and is a predicted model, not a curated record. The transcript has 3 exons. Gene Ontology annotation, molecular function: calcium ion binding; patched binding. The coding region runs from base 349 to 1587 and encodes 412 amino acids.
GCCCGCGAGAAGGAGCCGGGCUGCCCUCGGAAGGUGUUGCCCGGCUGGGAUGGCCGGCUUGAAGGGGCACUGCGCGCUUGGCACGGGGAGGAGCCAGGCUUUCCUAUGGACACUGGUGGGUGGCACUGCAUGAGUUAGAAGAGAGGAUCCACGUGCUGGCGCAGGCUCUGGUUGGCACCAGCGGUGGGCAGCUGCAUGUGUGGGCUGGUGCCAAGGCAUCCCAAGGCAGCCUUGCCCUGGUGGUGAUGAUGCCCGUCUUACUGGACAUCCUCCCUGGUGACUGACGGGAGAGAGUGGAGAGCUUGGGGAGCAAGAGGGCCAGGCAGCCCUGCGGGCACCUGGCUUGCCAUGGCCUGGCGCCGCCUUGCCGUCUUGCUCGGGCUUUGCUUGGCCAGCUGCCUUUGGCGCCCUGCUCGGGGCUGCGGCCCGGGUAGGGGCCCGGUGGGUCGGAAGCAGUCUAGCCGCAAGAACUUGACCCCGCUGCAGUACAAGCAGUUUGUCCCCAAUGUGGCGGAGCAGACCCUGGGCGCCAGCGGGAAAGCGGAGGGCAAGAUCGGACGCCGCUCGGAGCGCUUCAAGGACCUGGUGCCCAAUUACAACCCAGACAUCAUCUUCAAGGACGAAGAGAACACAGGGGCAGACCGGCUGAUGACUGAGCGUUGCAAGGACCGGGUGAAUGCCUUGGCCAUUGCGGUGAUGAACAUGUGGCCGGGAACGAGGCUGCGAGUGACGGAGGGCUGGGAUGAAGACGGACACCACCUGCCUGACUCCUUGCACUACGAAGGCCGGGCGCUGGACAUCACGACAUCUGACCGCGACAGGGAGAAAUACGGCAUGCUGGCCCGCUUAGCAGUAGAGGCUGGUUUCGACUGGGUUUACUACGAGUCGAAGGCACACAUUCACGUGUCUGUGAGAGCAGAUAACUCCAUGGCUAUCCGUGCUGGAGGCUGUUUUCCUGGCGACGCAGCGGUGACUUUGCGGAACGGCGAGAAGAGAGGCCUCUCGGAGCUCUGGCGAGGGGACCACGUGCUCAGCGUCGACCAGAGUGGACAGGUGACUCCCAGCGAGGUUUUGCUGUUCCUCGACCGGGACCAGCACCGGCGGACCACCUUCGUGGCUAUCGAGACGGACGGCCCCGUCCGCCGGCUCCUCCUCACGCCCUCGCACCUCGUCUUUGCCGCACGGGACCCAGCCAACAGCACGGCGGACUUCUCUCCGGUGUUUGCCAGCCGCGUGCGCGUGGGGGACUCUGUGCUGGCGCACCGGGCAGGCGGCCGCCAGCUGCACCCCGCUCGGGUGGUCCGCGUGUGGCGGCAAGAGGGCGUCGGGGUGUACGCCCCUUUGACUUCGCACGGCACCAUUCUGGUGAACGGGGUGCUGGCUUCGUGCUACGCCGUCCUCGAAAGCCACCAAUGGGCCCAUCGUGCUUUCACCCCGCUAAGGUUGGCUCACCGCCUCCUCUCGCUGCUGCCUCUCGCAGGCGAAGCCAGGAACUGCAGCGCCCAGGAGACGGGCAUGCAUUGGUAUUCACAGUUCCUGUACCGGCUGGCGUGGGGCGUGCUGGGCCAGGACACGCUUCGCCCAUAGAGACUCCAGCCUGCCGUGCAGAUUUAAGCUCAUCUAGCCAUAAGACAAGGAUAGAGAGUUUGGACUCCAGCUU